CAAAACCCUAGUGAUUUUGGCUCUACGCUCGAUCUGUUACGUUACGAAACCUCCGGCGUACAGCCGAUUAUCAACACAAGCGUCGUCGCGGAUUUCACUACCGAAUCGUCGACAAUGUCGAUGUCUAAGAGCUCCAAGAUGCUCCAGUUCGUAAACUACAGGAUGCGAGUAACGAUCCAAGACGGAAGACAGCUGAUCGGAAAGUUCAUGGCCUUCGAUCGCCACAUGAACCUCGUCCUCGGAGACUGCGAGGAGUUCCGCAAGCUUCCUCCAGCGAAAGGGAAGAAGAUCAACGAAGAGAGAGAAGAUCGCCGUACGCUCGGCUUGGUGUUGCUCAGAGGCGAAGAGGUUAUCUCCAUCACGGUGGAAGGACCGCCUCCUCCCGAAGAGUCACGUGCCAAGGGAGGGUCAGGAGGUGGUGUUGUCGCUGGCCCUGGGAUCGGUCGUGCUGCUGGACGUGGAGUUCCUACGGGCCCGCUUGUUCAGGCCCAGCCUGGGCUUGCUGGGCCUGUUCGUGGAGUUGGUGGGCCUGCUCCGGGGAUGAUGCAGCCUCAGAUCUCUAGGCCUCCGGUUAUGAGACCUCCUGGAGGACAGAUGAUUCCGGGUCCGCCUCCGGCUUUCGGUGGUGGUCCUCCUCCGAUGGGGAGAGGUCUUCCUCCGAUGCAGCAGCCUUACGGUAUGAGGCCGCAGUUUGGUGGACCGCCGCCGCCUCCGUAUGGGCAGAGGCCGAUGGGUCCUCCGCCUAUUAUGAGAGGUCCUCCGCCGCCUCAUGGGAUGCAAGGACCGCCUCAGCCUCACCCUGGAAUGCAUCCUCCUCCCGGUGGGUUUGCUCCACCGCGUUCUGGCAUUCCACCACCGCCGCCUAAUCAGCAGCAGCAGCAGUGAUUAUGUUAGCCAGAGAAUGCGUUUUGUAUUUGUGAGACUGUGAAGGCAAUUUAUUAAGAAUCAGUGUUUCAUAGCUUUAGCCGCAAUCUCUCUGAUCUAUCCUUAAAGUUUUGUAGAUUUGUUGACAAGUGAGUGUGUCUUUGCUUUUAUCUGCUUUUGUUUCUUGUCGGAGAGAUUCCAAUUAAAACUUGUCUCUUGUUAUCUCACCAUCUUAUUUGCAAUC
Raphanus sativus (radish) is the source of this 1108-nucleotide messenger RNA. RefSeq lists its product as uncharacterized. Gene Ontology annotation, molecular function: RNA binding. The coding region runs from base 115 to 885 and encodes 256 amino acids. Gene Ontology annotation, biological process: mRNA splicing, via spliceosome. The transcript has a single exon. The record is from RefSeq and is a predicted model, not a curated record. Gene Ontology annotation, cellular component: U1 snRNP; catalytic step 2 spliceosome; cytoplasm. Lineage: Eukaryota; Viridiplantae; Streptophyta; Magnoliopsida; Brassicales; Brassicaceae.